UAUCCGGGAACGACAUGAAAUAAGGCUGGUCUGCAGUACGGGCAACGAUAGAAAAUACGAAACCAAUGAUUCCCAUAUGUCCAGUAGUGUCCUUCACCUAUGUGCCCAGCCGGCUCGGUGAAGAUGCCAAAAUGGCUACCGGCAAUUACUUUGGAUUUACCCACGGCGCUGCUGCCCAAUAUAGUCAGCAGCCAUCAGCUGGGGUAGCCUACACUCAUCCCACCACAGUGGCCAGUUACACAGUUCAUCAAGCUCCUGUGGCGGCUCACACUGUGGCAGCAGCCUAUGCUCCGACCGCAGCCACUGUUGCCGUAGCGAGGCCUGCGCCUGUUGCCGUAGCAGCUGCGGCUACUGCUGCUGCUUAUGGAGGAUACCAGCCAACACACGCUGCCACCGACUAUGGCUAUGCUCAGCGCCAGCCUGAAGUCCCUCCACCACCCCCACCCGUCACCUCACAGAACUACCAGGACUCGUACUCAUAUGUCCGCUCCACAGCUCCUGCUGUAGCCUAUGACAGUAAACAGUACUACCAGCAGCCCACUGCCACAGCGGCUGUUGCUGCUGCACAGCCACAACCCAAUGUGGCAGAGUCCUACUACCAGACAGCUCCUAAACCAGGAUACAGUCAGGGUGUAACAUCGUACACGCAGAGCCAGCAGACUCGACAAGUGACUGUGAUAAAACCAGCAGCUCCCAGUCCAGCCUCCUCCACCUUCUCCAUAUACCCAGUGACCUCCACGGUCCAGCCUGUGGCCGCUGCCGCCUCUGUGGUCCCGUCUUACUCCCAGAGCCCAACGUACAGCACCAACGCUGUCACUUACUCUGGAACGUCAUACUCGGGCUAUGAGGCAGCGGUUUACUCUGCGGCCUCCAGUUACUACCAGCAGCAGCAGCAACAGAAACAGGCUGUGGCAGCGGUAGCAGCUACAGCAGCAUGGACAGGAAACACCUUCACCAAAAAACCCCCCUUCCAGAAUAAACAGCUCCGACCAAAACAGCCCCCCAAACCCCCUCAGAUCCACUACUGUGACGUCUGUAAGAUCAGCUGUGCCGGCCCACAGACUUAUAAAGAACAUCUCGAAGGUCAGAAGCACAAGAAGAAGGAGGCAGCUCUCAAAGUUUCUCAGAGCAGCACCAGCAGCGGCAGCAGUGGAGGAGUUUUGGCUCGAAAUGCUCAGAAUCAGCUUCGCUGUGAACUCUGCGAUGUUUCCUGCACCGGUGCUGACGCCUACGCUGCACAUAUCCGAGGAGCCAAACACCAGAAGGUUGUGAAGCUUCACACUAAACUUGGAAAGCCAAUUCCCUCCACUGAGCCCAGUAUGGUCACUCAGUCAUCGUCCUCCACCACAGCUGCCCCCAAUAAGACCACCACAGCUCCCCUGAACAGUUCCAGCACCUCCAGCUCUUUGGGGGGAUCCGCCUCUUCCUCCACCGCUUCCGCCUCCAGCGCCCCCUACCUGAAACCUGUUAACAUCGUCAGCAGUGGUGUUGGUGGAGUCAAGAAUCCGUUAACCAGCAGCCUCUCUGCUGCCAGCUCCGCUUCAGCUGGGAAGAAAGUCAACACCCCAAAGAUCAACUUUGUUGGUGGAAAUAAACUCCAGUCCACAGUGAAGAUGGAGGAGGGCAGAGUGGAGGCAAAGCUAGAUUCUGCUAAACCUGCAACACCCUCUUCAGGUCUGUCGGAGCAAAAGACUGACAUAUCAGAUUCUUUGUCCUCAUCGGCCCUUGCUGCUCUUCAGAGUGACGUCCAGCCUGUCGGUCAUGACUAUGUGGAGGAGGUACGAAAUGAUGAAGGCAAAGUUAUCCGCUUCCACUGCAAGCUGUGUGAAUGUAGUUUCAAUGAUCCAAAUGCAAAAGAAAUGCAUCUAAAAGGGAGAAGACAUCGCCUGCAGUACAAGAAAAAGGUUAACCCCGAGCUGCAGGUGGAGGUCAAGCCGAGCAUUCGAGCACGUAAGAUUCAGGAGGAGAAGAUGAGGAAGCAAAUGCAGAAAGAGGAGUACUGGAGAAGAAGAGAGGAGGAGGAGCGUUGGAGAAUGGAGAUGCGGCGUUAUGAAGAAGACAUGUACUGGAGGCGUAUGGAGGAGGAGCAUCAUUGGGAUGAUCGACGUCGCCUUCCAGACGGAGGGUAUCCACAGGGACCUCCUGGUCUACUGGGAGUCCGGCCUGGCAUGCCUGGCAUGCAGCCACAGGGUCCUGUGCCUCCUCGUCGGCCUGAUUCUUCAGAUGAUCGUUACGUCAUGACCAAACACGCAGCCAUCUACCCCUCAGAGGAUGAGCUCCAGUCCAUUCAGAAGAUCGUGUCGAUCACAGAACGGGCUCUCAAGCUUGUCUCUGACAUUAUAACAGACCAGGACAAGGGCAAGGAGGAGGACAAAGAGAAAAAAGAACCUGCCAAAGACAGGGCACUGAAGGGUGUGAUGAGGGUUGGAGUCCUGGCUAAAGGCCUGCUACUUCGUGGGGAUAAGAACGUAAACCUGGUCCUGCUGUGCUCUGAGAAACCCACCAAGAGCCUCCUGACCCGCAUCCUGGAGCACCUCCCCAAACAGCUAACAAUUGUAACACCAGAGAAAUACGAGGUGAAGGGAUCUAUCCAGGAAGCGGCAAUUAUUCUGACUUCCUGUACCGAGCCAAAGAUGCAAGUGACGAUCACGCUGACCUCGCCCAUCAUCAGAGAGGAGACAGGCCGGGACGGAGAUGUAACCUCGGGUAUGGUGAAAGACCCAGCGGACGUCUUGGACAGGCAAAAAUGCCUUGACGCUCUGGCUGCUCUGCGCCACGCUAAGUGGUUCCAGGCUAGAGCCAACGGACUUCAGUCCUGUGUGAUCAUCAUCCGCAUCCUGAGAGACCUCUGUCAGAGAGUCCCCACCUGGUCCCCCUUCCCUGGAUGGGCCAUGGAGCUUCUGGUAGAGAAGGCCAUCAGUAGUGCCUCGGCCCCCCUCAGCCCCGGUGAUGGACUGAGACGUAUCUUUGAAUGUAUUUCAUCUGGGAUUUUACUCCCUGGUGGGCCGGGAUUGGUGGAUCCCUGUGAGAAGAAGCCGGUAGAUACUCUGACAACGAUGGGAGAGCAGCAGAGAGAGGACAUCACCUCGAGCGCUCAGUUCGCUCUGAGGCUGCUGGCCUUCCGUCAGAUCCACAAAGUUUUGGGGAUGGACCCUCUGCCGCAGACCAACCCACGCUUUAACGUCCACACCAGCCGCAAGCGUCGCCGCGACAACAGCGAUGGGACAGACAGCUUUGAGGGCGAAGGCAAAAAGGACAAGAAGGAUUAUGAAACCUUCUAAGCUCGUCUUCACUAAUUUAAAGUAACCAGAGUAUAAACAAUACUAACAUGUUGUAAACAGCGUCUCUGUGUGCAGGCUGAGCUCCAGUCACAUUUUUGUUUCUCUCCCUCAGAUGAAACACACACACGCACACACGCACACACACACACACACACACGCACACACACACGUCAGCCUGUGUUCAUUUUAGUUGUAGAUUUCUAAAAGCUGAGCGUCACUCCUUUCUGUUAGAAGUCCAAAACAGAUGUUACCUGAUGUGAUGCGGACAGCUGCUGCUCCCCUCUGAGCCGUGUGUUUGAUUUUUAGUCGUUUUUAGAGGAAGGAGGACCUUAUAGGAUCAAAACCAGAGCCCGACUCUGAGCAUCGUGGAACAUAAAUGGUUCAUGUUGAUGCCUUCAUUCAUCUGUAGCGCUGCAUCCAGAGCUGGAAUGUGUUGUUUUGUUUCUUUUUAAUAUGAAUAACUGUGCUUAAAGCAAGUGAUGUUUGAUGGUGUGGUCUUGUUCUGUAUCAACGCUAAGCUAACUCUAAAGAUUUAAAAAAGACCUGUGAGCCAUCGCACAAACAUUCAGAAGAACUUUAACUGUGGAUAGACUUUUUGUUUAGUAGUGAAGCUGUCGGCUCUAAAUGUAGUUUUGUCUCCUCAUUUUCUUUUAAGUAUUUGUAUAAUCUUUACAUAGAUGAAGAUGCUUUGGUUUGCCCUGUUCACACUGAGUAACGUUAUGGCUUUCCUUGUGAAAAAGGAACUUGAUCGGCCUGCUUGCCUGAUAACUUUGUUAGUUGCUAAAUGAAGUUUUAAUACUGGAAAAAGAUUAAUGUCAUGACUUGAAAAAAGGGGGCGAGUAGAGUACAGAAGAGGGAAAAAUUAAAGAAAAAACAACCAUGAUAAGUCUUGUUAAGCCUGAACUCUCCUGGAGAGAUAAAUAUUCUUAAUGCGUUUAAUAAUUUGAUGUUUUGUUGACAGUGGUGGAAAAAAUCAAGUCUUGUAUAAUUCCAACUGCCCCCCCCCCCCCCCCUCUGCCCCCCAAACUAAUUUUCAGCUGGGUUCAGGUCUUUUAGACUUGUAGACUCUGUCCUGUAGUGUGAGGGUUCAGGGUGUCAAGACACCAGAUAUUUAAACCUCUCCUCCACCUUUAUUUGAAGAAGAUGUAGUUCUUUAGUUUUGUUUCUAUCGAUCAAUGAAAAAACUGAUUAUAUAAUUUUAAAACACCAGAUAUCUGAAAAGUAACUAAAUUGACAACCUUAGUUCAGCGCUGACAGAUUGUUAAACCAUCAGGAGCAUGGGGGCUCCGAUGCAGACUUGUCAAACUUAAAUUGCUCUCUGUCCAUGAAUCUGCAGACUUUUCUGUAGGACAUGCACUCAGAAUUUAAAUAGGCGACCUUUUGAACGUUGUUGUCCAGCUUCCAAGAAAUGUAAACAAAGCUAGAAUCAACGGUUUUAGGAAAGAGUUAUCUCCAAACCCUGCCAGAAGAACAGACACAGGACCCUUCAUUACUGUGAGGAGGCUCAUCAUUCAGGUUUCUCCUUUAAUUCUUCUCCCGUCUGUAUUCACCCUUCUGUGUCUGUCCUCUUGUGAAUGCUUGCUGUGCUCUGCACUCUGCUUUACCUAUUCCAGUAGAAGAAUAAAUACAUUUCCAGAUCAA
Molecule: messenger RNA, 4922 nt
Organism: Labrus bergylta (ballan wrasse)
Lineage: Eukaryota; Metazoa; Chordata; Actinopteri; Labriformes; Labridae
Gene: zfr
Product: zinc finger RNA binding protein
Cellular component (GO): precatalytic spliceosome
Molecular function (GO): double-stranded RNA binding; zinc ion binding; single-stranded RNA binding
Source: RefSeq, a predicted model, not a curated record